Chaetomium globosum CBS 148.51 is the source of this 2925-nucleotide messenger RNA. RefSeq lists its product as uncharacterized. NCBI's taxonomy places the organism in Eukaryota, Fungi, Ascomycota, Sordariomycetes, Sordariales, Chaetomiaceae. The record is from RefSeq and is a predicted model, not a curated record. The transcript is spliced from 6 exons. The coding region runs from base 1 to 2925 and encodes 974 amino acids. Gene Ontology annotation, cellular component: membrane. Gene Ontology annotation, molecular function: heme binding; monooxygenase activity; oxidoreductase activity, acting on paired donors, with incorporation or reduction of molecular oxygen.
AUGGCCUUUCCCGUGCUCGCGGCCGGCGGCGUCGUCUUGGCCUUCGCCGUCUACAGAUAUGUCUCAGGACUGCAAAAGAAUAUCGCCAAAGCGCGGAAAACGGGCUUUGUCUAUCUCAUUGUCCCAUGGCAGCUUACCUUCACCAUAUGGGUUCCCAUCAUCAAAUUGCUCCCAAAGUCGCUGUGGGAGCAUUGGUUAUUUGUCAUGUUCCCCAACUGGGCCUACGAUACCAACCAGACACACUUUGACCGGCUGGGGUCUGAAACCUUCCUGGUUGUAUCGCCUGGCAACCUCUUGAUGUAUACCCAAAACGCCGAGAUGAUCCACCAGAUAACGCAACGCCGCGAGGCCUUCCCCAAGGACAUCGCCAAGUACGGCGUCCUCGACAUGUUCGGCAAGAGUGUCCUCACCACCGAGGGGCCCCUGUGGCGCCUGCACCGCAAGGUAACCAGCGCCAGUUUCAACGAGAAGAACGCCGCGCACACCUUUGCCGAGGCCAUCAACCAGACGAGGGGAAUGCUCGACAUGUGGCUCGGGCCGGACGGCGCGAAGACGGGCAAGUCCAAGACCAUCAACUCGCUGGAGCAGGACACCAUGACGUGGGCGCUCAACAUCAUCGGCUACGUGGGCUUCGGCCUGCGCCUGCUCUGGCCCGGCCAGACGCUGCCCAAGGAUAUUGACCCCACGCUGGCCAAGUACGGUAGCUUAGAUCCGCCUCCGGGACACACGUUGACCUUUGCCGACUCGGUGGCCCUCACCCUUGAGAGGAUUGUUGCCAUCAUGAUCUGGAACGAGCGGAUCCUCGGCAUCCUCCCCUUCAAGUUCGCCGACGAAGCCUACAAAGGCAAACGCAACUACCUCAAGUACAUGGACGAGUUUCUCCACGACAAAGUCGAAGAAACACGACGCGGUGGCGCCCCGCGCGAAGGCAUGGACAUCAUGGGCCAACUCGUACAAUCGCAAUACAGCCCCAAAACCGCCAAGAGCAGCAACAACAACACCUCCUCCACCGCCUUCUCCCUUUCUGACACAGACAUAAUCGGCAACGCCUUCAUCAUGAUCGUCGCCGGGCACGAAACGACCGCCAACACGCUCCACUUUUCCCUCGUCGAGCUCGCCACGAACCCGUCCACGCAACGGCGCCUCCAAUCCGAGAUCGACGCCCUCUUCGGCACCACCGACCCCUCGACCUGGGACUACGAGAAGAACAUCAACGCGCUCCUCGCCUCCCACGCCGGCGCCACCAUCAACGAAACCCUGCGCCUCAUGCCCCCGGUCGUCGGCAUCCCCAAAGUCGUGCCCCCGGGCGCCGACCAGACCGUCACCGUCGACGGCCGCACCCACGUCCUCCCCCCCGGCCUCGCCAUCUCCCUCAUGGCCGUGUGCGCACACCGCAACCCGCGCUGGUGGCCCACCCGCCCCAGCGAGCGCACCGGGUGCGCGCAUGAUAUGGAUGAUUUCCUGCCGGAGCGGUGGUACCGCAGCGCGGCGCCGGCGCAGGAGAAGGGUGCUGCGUCGAGCGUGGUUGAUGACAAGGGUGACUACGGCGGGUUCCAGGGCAGCGAUGUCGCCGCGUCGCUGUACCGGCCCGUGCGCGGCAGCUACCUGCCCUUUAGUGACGGGCCGCGGUCGUGUCUGGGGCGGCGGAUUGCCAUGGUGGAGAUGGGGGCGGUGCUGGCGGUGAUUUUUCAGAAGUACAGCAUUGAGCUGGCGGUGGAUGAGUGGGCGAGCGACGAGGAGGUGGAGGCCAUGGGUGCGGAGCAGAGGAGGGCGGUGUAUGGGAGGGCGCAGGAGAAGUGUAAGGAUACGCUGAAGCAGGCCAUCUCGGUGUUGACGUUGAAGUUGCAUGGGGGGAGGCAUGUGCCGGUGAGAUCCGAGGGCUUACGAAAGCCGGAACUGGAGCUCGUCAUCGACGAGUACCUUUCCGAUCACGCCUCCAAGUUCCAACUGGAUCCCCGGUUCCAGGACUACUUCAAGAGCCGUGCUCGUGCCGGCGGCUCGCCCAUCAAGAAGGAGACCUUUGCCGCCUCUGACAUGAAGGUGUCGCGGAGGAGGGCACCCAAGCCAACCGAGGAGAUCGUUGCUGCCGAAGACGAAGAAGAAGAUGAAGAGGAGGAGGAGGAAGAAGAAGAGGAGGAGGAAAAAGAAGAGGUCGACGACGAAGAGGAGAGCAACACCCUCACCGCCCAAGCCGCCCAGGCCGCACAAGACGCCUCCACCGCCGUGGUGCGCACCCCGUCCCGGGCGCUCGCGAUGGCCGCGCGCCUGCAGCUUCCCGCGACGCCGGCGGACGUGGCGCAGGCGGUGGACCGCAGCACGGUGGCCGUGCGGGCGCGCGUGGCGUCGCUGUACCACGAGUCCGGCACGACCGAGGCCAUCGAGACGACGCGCGAGUGGCUGUCGACGGUGCACUCGGUCGUGUCGGCCAUCGCGCUGUUCGAGCUGUACCGCCUGCGCCAGGAAGUGCUCCCGGACCGCUACGCCUUCACCCUCCCCGCCGUGGCCCUCCUCGGCACCCCGGACUACCCCGUCCACCUGCCCGACAUGUUCGCCCUCGUCACCGCCGGCUUCUGGGUCCCCGCCCUCACCUGGGCCGUCACCAGCGUCGUGCUGCCCAGCCUCGGCGGCUACUUCUUCAACCUCAGCGGCGCCGCCGCCCACCAGCAGCCUUCUUCUGGCCGCGGGCGGCGCUCGUCCGGCGGCGGCGGCCACCAAGUCGAGUACACCGUCGACCCGGUCAUGUUCAGCAUUGUCAAGGCCAUCGUCACCUAUGUGGUCUAUGCGCAGGGCGUCACGUUCGGCGUCAUCAACCCUGACGCGGUCGCCCGCAUCAACUCGGCGCUGUACUCGGGCUGGAGGGGCGUGCUGGUCGGGACGGCCGUGUCGGGAUUGACGGCUGUGUACGAUGCCGUGUUGAGGAAGUAA